Molecule: messenger RNA, 1129 nt
Organism: Drosophila hydei
Lineage: Eukaryota; Metazoa; Arthropoda; Insecta; Diptera; Drosophilidae
Product: hornerin
Exons: 4
Coding region: 164-1111 (315 amino acids)
Source: RefSeq, a predicted model, not a curated record
AUAUUUUUUAGUCGUUUCUCGCUGGUUUUUAAGUGCGCACAUAAGACGCGCUCGAAAGUUUUCAACAAGUUCCACUGAAAACACCCCCGAAGUCGAGAUCUCGUGUCGCGAGUGCCAAUCAGAUACCCAACUUCUUCAAUAUCUGUAAACAGUUUUUUGUGAAAUGUUGCCGGGAUCCGUGGCCUUUUUGGCAUGGCUCUGCUGCUUUCUGUUAACUCAUCAUUGCGCCCAAGGUCAGUCGACUAAAGUGUCAUCCAAGCUGGAUUUCGAUGACAUGGAGAAUGGCAGCAAUAGCAACAACCAAACUGGAGUGCCAGUUAUAAUUGGCCAGGGACAGGGCCAGGGACAGGGACAGGGACAGGGGCAACAGGGCAACGCUGGCUAUGAUCAGAGCUCUGGACGCAAUGGCAGCGGAGGAGGUGGAAGCAACAGUGGCAAUCGGCCAAAGAUACACGGCGUGCGUGUUACAGUCGACACGGGCGAUGGACAGCAGCAAACGAAAGAAUCCAAGGAGAGCGUCGAAAUAACGGACUUGGGUAAACACAAGAAACGUGUGGGCAUUCACACAGACAUCACGUUCGAGAUUACGGCCGAGGGUGACGCAAAUGAGACGAGCUCAGCACAGCAGCAGGGCGAGAAAGAGGAUGCCAGCGUGCCCAUUUACAAGGGUCGUUCGAGCAGCCGUGACUCCAAGCACAAGUCCAGCAAUCCCAGCAACCCCAAAGCCCAAUGGAAUCCCAACUUCUCCAGCGAGCAUCGCGGCUACGAUGGCAGCAACCGUAGUGGCUCCAGAUCAAGCCCGGCUGACUACUAUCCCCAGUAUUAUCCACAGCACGUCUACACGACCGCCGAUGAUACCAGUGGCAGCAUUUACCGCAACGGCGAGACCUGGACGCACUACGUUCCCGUGUGGACUACGGAGCGCUCGCCACAUGAGCAGAGCCAGCUGCAGCGACAACCCAGCUGGAAGCCCUGCUACUGCAUGUCCUCCUACGACUACCGAGCCCGUCGGGACAACAAAAGCAGCAGAAAAGCUGACUCUCCCAGCAGGGAAGUGGUCAAAGGUCGAGCCGUCCACAUCGAUGGCAAGUUGGAGCAACCCUUCUCCUGAAAAUUCUAUAUUCCAGAU